AUGGGCCUGCCCAAGGUUAUUUCCCUUCUGGCGCUUUUUUCGUCCGCCAUUCGAGCAGCAGUUCCCUCCAUCGAGGGGUUCACUAUUACAUGGAGUGAUGACUUCACCGGCGCCGCCGGAAGUCUGCCAGACAGCGCCAACUGGCUCGUCGACACUGGCACCAGUUACCCUGGUGGUGCUUCGAACUGGGGGACUGGUGAGAUCCAAACCUUCACCAGCAACCCGGAGAACAUCCAGCAGGACGGCAAUGGUGUCCUUAAAAUCACGGCCAUCAAGGACGAGGCCGGGGGUUGGACCUCGGCCCGUAUCGAGACGCAGCGCACCGACUUCCUGGCCCAGCCUGGAAGCAAGAUGCGCAUCCAGGCCAGCCUGAACCUACCUCAGGUUGAACAGCCCAUCGGUUAUUGGCCGGCGUUCUGGACUUUGGGGGCUCCCUUCAGGGGCAACUAUCUAAACUGGCCAAGUAUUGGCGAGUUCGACAUCAUGGAAAACGUCAACGGCAUCGACGAGGUCUUCGGCACCCUGCACUGCGGCUCCAACCCCGGUGGCCCCUGCAACGAGACGACAGGAAUCAGCGGCAAGCAAAAAGGCUGUCCCGGGUCAAUCUGCCAGGGCAAUUUCCACACCUAUACAUUUGAGGUCGACCGUACUCAGACCUCUGCCGAAUUCCUGCGCUGGUACGUCGACGACGUCCAGUUCUUCGAGCUUGCCGCCUCCGACGUCGAGGCGGAGGCCUGGAACCAGACUGUUCACGAGCCGCAUUUCCUGCUCAUGAAUUUGGCUAUCGGUGGAUCUUUCCCCAACAAGGAAUUUGGGGCUGAUGCUACACCAUUGGAGGAUACUACCUCGGGUGGGGUUUAUCAGGCAGAAUACGUUGCGUCCUGUUGCGUUGCGAGAGGGAAAGCUCGAGAGACGGUUUAA
This is a messenger RNA of Pseudomassariella vexata, 921 nucleotides long. RefSeq names its product family 16 glycosyl hydrolase. NCBI's taxonomy places the organism in Eukaryota, Fungi, Ascomycota, Sordariomycetes, Amphisphaeriales, Pseudomassariaceae. Gene Ontology annotation, molecular function: hydrolase activity, hydrolyzing O-glycosyl compounds. Gene Ontology annotation, biological process: carbohydrate metabolic process. The transcript has 3 exons. The record is from RefSeq and is a predicted model, not a curated record. Bases 1 to 921 code for a protein of 306 amino acids.